AUGGAGGUCGAUCUUCAACAACAUCAGUGUCACGUCUUUAAGGACUUCAUGACUCUCAAUCCCAGCGCAAACAUGCCGAUCUUGGGAAAGAGAUGCGCGCUCGACGCUCUGAACCACACUCUGACCCCCGACCAUUACGCGCAGCCCCUGAACCGCAACAGCCAGUAUCCUCAAUAUACCCCUCUUGUCGUUGCGCUCAACACAAUCUGCGCCGAGUCGAAGAUGCCCAUAAUCACCGAGGCUCAGCUACACAACAUGCAGUUCAUGCCUUGGUUCGAUCCAUUCGCCAAGGAGUUCAUCAAAUCUCACCACGCUCAAAAUCUGAUCGACAUCAACAACUUUUUGAAUGUCCAGGGCUCAAUCACAAAAGACCAUAUGGUAUUGAUGACUGCUGCAUUCUCCUACGUCAUUGGUCUUGAGAAUGUCAGUCUGGGCAUUGUGACAUUAGUCAGAGGUCAGCCAGUCAAGGCGUUCCAUUACCCGGAUACCUACCUCAGCCCUAAGUACACGGCUUGGAUUGUCGCAGACUUUCGCGCCAACGAACCUCGCUUCUUUGGUAUUGGACGCCAAGUUGAACAGAAGCAGAACUUUGUGUCUGGAGAAGAGGUGGAUGAUGAGGAGGAGCACGACAACGAAGAAGUCAGUGAGGAAGGAACCCCAGUCCCCACGACCACACCUCGCAAGACCGCCGCUCGUGUUCUGGUGCAGCAGACUCCACUCCCUGCUGGUCUGUCGGCUGAUGUUAUACUGCAACAUCACAAGAGCCGUUUGCAAUACAACAACGUCUUGAAGGUGGGUCUUGUUUACAGCAAUCAGAAGAUUGCAGAGAACUGCAAGUCGGACUCGUUACCCAAGAAUGAACAACUCCGUCACACCAGCGCUGUUGUCAAGCGCAUCAACACCGGUGUCAACUGGAUUGAAGAUCAGUACGAGAUUGACAGUGGCGCCUUUCGCACUGCAUAUGACCGUCAGCGUCGCAUCAACGGCAUCCCAAUCAGAGGCAAGGACGAGGUCGAUGACGAUGUUAUCACCGCCAAUCACUCCAAGAUCGAUGCCGCCAUGACUUGGAUCAGAAUGGGUGGUCCUCGCCCUGCUGAUGACCAUGCUCCACACGACUUAUCUAUCACUACUGCCUCGGUCACCAACCCCCUAAACUAUGCGAUGAAUAACGACAAUGUGGGCAUGAUCUACAGCAACAACGGUAUGGUGGGCAAUGAGAUGGAAGUGGAAGAUGAUCUCAACUGGAACCCCGAGGAUCUCGACCCCGAGCAAGAGUUUGCGCAGCAUAUGUUCCGUUGA
Molecule: messenger RNA, 1299 nt
Organism: Aureobasidium uvarum
Lineage: Eukaryota; Fungi; Ascomycota; Dothideomycetes; Dothideales; Saccotheciaceae
Source: the annotation of a GenBank genome assembly